AUGGGAGCUUUCCCUCACGCUCGUUUGCAGCUGCUGGCGGCCUGCAAGGCGACCGCCACGACGAGCAGGGAGACGGUCGCGAAAUGCAGCGCGAGUGCUGCAGCAGCUGCGCGAUCGCCGUUCGUCGCGGCCGCCUCGUCUCGCCCCAUCGCCCCGCCCCUUCGUCGCCACGUCGCCCCACUGCUGCGCCUCUGCCGCCCCCCCGUUCGCCCCCCGUGCGCUUCCGCACCCGUCCCGCCCCUGCACGUAUGCGGGGGCGGUAGCUAUAACGUGGAGGAAGGGGGGAAGGGAGUGGCGGGCCGAGGGCAGCAGUCGCCCGCGUCAGCGCCAACGAAGUUCGUUGGCGCCCCCGACAUCGCCAUCCUGCUCCCCGCCCUCCCCUCUGCCGCGCACUACAGCGGCAGAGACUUGGGGGGGGGGGGUGGCGGGAUUGAGUGUGUGGUGACGUUGUGA
This is a messenger RNA of Closterium sp. Naga37s-1, 453 nucleotides long. Lineage: Eukaryota; Viridiplantae; Streptophyta; Zygnematophyceae; Desmidiales; Closteriaceae. The record is from the annotation of a GenBank genome assembly.